This is a messenger RNA of Nasonia vitripennis (jewel wasp), 1040 nucleotides long. RefSeq names its product trypsin-1. Bases 64 to 984 code for a protein of 306 amino acids. Gene Ontology annotation, biological process: proteolysis. Gene Ontology annotation, molecular function: serine-type endopeptidase activity. NCBI's taxonomy places the organism in Eukaryota, Metazoa, Arthropoda, Insecta, Hymenoptera, Pteromalidae. The transcript has 5 exons. The record is from RefSeq and is a predicted model, not a curated record.
AUGAUCUGCUUCUUAAAAAACUAUAAGCUCACAAGACCUUUUGAAUACUUGUGAGGAAGCAAAAUGACACACAUUCAAUUUAUAUUAUAUUUUUUAGCUCAGUCUAUAGCUUUCUUGAAUAGCAAUGUGAAUGGUUUCGAAGCUGAAAGUAUCGUUGGUGGAGAAAAAGCCACAAUUGGUCAAUUUCCAUACGUAGUGUCAUUGCAGAAUGCGGGGAUCAAAUUUCCUGAAUACGUGUGUGGCGGAGGCAUUAUUAGCGAUGAGUUCAUCCUUACCGCAGCUCAUUGUUUGUUUAAUGAAAAAGGAUAUUUAUACGAUGUAUCAUAUUUGGUAGAAGCAGGAACUAUCGACUUACAGUCUCCGACGGAAAAAAUUGAAGUAGAAAAAAUCUACAAACCUAAAAACUUUGAAUAUUCAAAAUACGAGUCUGAAGGUUUUCGUGAAUAUUAUAUUUCUGAUAUCGCAGUACUGAAGUUGAAAAAAGGUCUGGCAUUAUCAAGUAAUUGCAAUUUAAGCAAAUUAGAACUACCUAAAAGACCUUACUCACUGUACGUUGAUGAUAGAGCUGUAUUAGCAGGUUUUGGAUACAUUUCGGUUGAUGUAGCGGUCGAUUAUACAACUGGAGAAUUAUAUGAAACAGGUGGAACGGUGGAUGACAAAUUGCAUUAUGCCGAAACCAAAGUAAUCACGAACGACGAGUACGCUAAAGUUUUCGGAUUUGUACCUGUUAACAAAGAUGGUCUUUGUGCCAGGAUAGAACAAGGUGAUCCUAACAAACCUAAGGGAUUGUGUAAUGGCGAUAGCGGUGGCCCGCUUGUUUACAAUGGCACUACUGUUAUUGGAAUAGCAGUAUCCAGUCCUAUGGCGUGCAACGAAACGGUAGAAGCUGGAGUCUACACCAGGGUUUCGUCUUACGUAGAAUUUAUUGAAAAUGCUAUGAAAGACAAUGUUACUGCUGACAUGCAAGUCACGAUGUUAUCCUAAGUUUAUAAUUGUUGAUAAUCUAUUAUUUUAAAUAAGAAGCUAUAUACAAUAAGUUA